Messenger RNA from Leptonychotes weddellii (Weddell seal), 6431 nucleotides. The record is from RefSeq and is a predicted model, not a curated record. Lineage: Eukaryota; Metazoa; Chordata; Mammalia; Carnivora; Phocidae.
CCCGGCCUCUGGCUGCUGCUGCUGGCCCGGCCGGCCUCGUGCGCCCCAGAUGAGCUCUUUCUGGAACAGCAAAACCUCUCUUUAUCCUCCGUGGAGCUCAUGAUGAAGAAAAGCACCGUGCACAGCACUGCACAUGUGGCCUUAACAGAAACUGCCCCAGGGUCCCAGGAAAGCAGUUCUCUCCACGUCAUAUCAUCUCCAUCCACCACUAUUUUUGAUACAAUCUUUUUUAACCAAGGAACAAUGACCCAAAGUAUAGCAGAUCACAGCAUCUUGGUGGCAAAUUAUGUGUCGAUGAUGAGCAAUGCGGUGGUCAGAGAGGAUGAUGAGAUGGAUAACUUUUUGCCAGAAGCUCCCUGGACCACUUCCCGCGUGGUUUCUCCGAUUCGGUAUCUCCCGGUCAGCCCGCCGGCGCUGACUCCAUCCUCACCCAUUAUUUCUUUACAAGACCAACAGAUGACAUCAGCGUGGCAGAACACAAUGCAACAACCAACAACGUAUACCGAAUCCCCCAGUCAUUUCAGUGCUUUUCGGUCAGCUUUUCCCACAUCCGAGGGCCUGCUUCCAACUCCUAGUAGGAACUUGGUGCUUUAUCCUACUGACGCUUACGGGCACUCAGCGAGCAGGACUUUGCCGGAGAUUGUGGCUUCAGGCACGGAGGAGGCAGAAACCCUUCUUUCUAGCUCUCUGUCUGCAGAGCCUCUGCCCUUAGGCAGUGGCCUGACUCAGCAGCCUUUGCCCUCCUGGGCGGAGGUCCCACCGCCUCCAGAGGAUGUUCUGGCCACGGCCACGGCCAGAUACCCUGAGGCGACCACAGCUGUGAGUCGUAGUCUAGAAGGAACCAUCCUUUCUAGAACAGAGCCUGCCGCAGCUCUGGCACAGAUGGCCCUUUCUUGUAGUGGCGGCAGCCCAAAUUCGGCUUUGUUCUCAUCUUCUCCUGCCUCCGUGUCCUCUUCUCCUCCAUCAGCUGAUGUUUCUUCUCACCCCUUUCUCCCCGGCAGCUCCGGUGAGACGUCGGAGCUGCCGGGCGACGCAGUGGUCGUCGCAGCCCUUGAGGACGACGCUCGCGGCCUGAGCCCGCUGUCGUCACUCAGACCGUCCACGGGGUGCGUGUCCUGCCGCGUGGCGUCGCCUCGGCUCGUCGCGUCAGCCAGCCUCCCGGGGGGGGAAGACGCGGGCUCGGGGGACGGCGCCGAGACCCUGUCGGUGACCGCACCGGAGGCCCGCGGCGGCGUCUCUCCGCCGAGCCGCGGAGUGGCGGACUUCCCAGAAUUCGAAGAAGAGCCGCAGGACUUCAAUACACGUUUCCCCUCCCGGCCGGUAGUUCCACUCUCUUCUCCCUCCGCGGGCGUCUCAGGAACGAGCGGUGGGGUUUCAGCCGAGGCGGGUGCGGGGAGUGUCGGGACCGGCCCGGUGCCUCCUUCCCGCGGCCACCUCUCUGCGCCGGCGUCACCCGAUCCGGCGCCCUUGGGCUCCUCCUCUGUCCCCGAAACGCCGGGACCGCCAGGCGGCGGCGGGACGGCGGGGUUUCCCUGGGUCAUCAGCAGCGUGCUGCCCGACUCGUCUGUCCCGCGCACCGCGGGCCACAACCGCCCCCCGCCCGCUCGCGGGGGCCCACGGCCUUCUCCGGCUUCCGCUCCGGGCGCGUCCGGGGAGCCUUCGCUGUUCCCUGACCCGGAGCCUGGCCGCUCUUCGGCACGUGAAACCGGACGGGCUUUGGAGUCCGCAGCCGGUUUUCUCUCAACUCCACCGCUGGAGCUCAGCAGCCUGGUCCCUUCAUCUUCAGAAGGACUUGCCUCUCCGACUUUGGGGACAGCGAGUGCCGCGGCCGCUUUCGUUUCUCAGGCGUCCUCUGCCGCGGUUGAGACACUCGCACUGUCGGACUCUCUCCGUGCGCCGUCCGCCCCGCUUUCCGUUCCUGCUUCCACAAACUCUGAAUUUUCUCAGCCCCGGCCGAGUUCAGACCUUCUUUUAAGUACAUUCACGUUUCUUCCUGGCUACUCUGAAAUGUCGCGCCUCUCAGGCCUCCCUUCUGAUUCUCUCAAGUUCUCUGAAGCAGCAGCAGUUUCCCCGACAGGUCCCGAAGCUCAUUUUACCUCAGCCCUCACUGAAACUACCUCCUAUUCUGAGUUGUCACUCAUUGCCCAUGACUCUGCGGUCACCACCCUGGUGCCCUCCAGGUCUGAGCCCACCCUUGACGUUUUGACUCUUGGGACUCACUUCCCGUCACCUUUGACUGCUUUUCAUACGACACCCAUUUUAGCAGAAUCUUCUCUCUUUCCAACUCCAACUCCAACACCUUCCAGUGACGAAGUCAGUGCUACGGGUGACCGCUCACCUGUCUUACCCUCUUUCUCCAAAGUCAUUGCCAGGCCCACACUGCUGGUCACUGAUGCGUACCUGUCGUCAGCAUCCUCGUUUGUUUCUGAGGUGGUCCCCUCACCUCUUCCUACAGAGCCAAUAUUUGUGGGCCCAUCAUUCACACCCACAGAGUUACCAAUGAACACCUCCACGGAACCCACCUCACCCAACACCAGUGCUGCCCCUGAUCGUACUGUUGACAGCACCCCGAGCAGCAGAACUGCGAGUCAGAAUCCCCCCGAGAGCAGUUCGGUGCGACCCCCGCCAUCCCUUCAUCCCGUGCCCACCUCCACUUCUGAAGCAACUGUUGGUACUCCGGCACUGGUCACCACCAAGCCGCCAUAUGUGUGUGAUAUUACAGUUCCCGAUGCCUAUUUGAUCACAACCGUGCUGGCCAGAAGAGCUGUGCAGGAGUACAUCAUCACGUCCAUCAAAGAGGUGUUGAGGAUUCACUUCAACCGGGCGGUGGAGCUCAAGGUUUAUGAACUAUUCGCUGACUUCACUUUCCUGGUAACAUCGGGGCCUUUCGUUUACACGGCAAUAUCAGUCAUAAAUGUACUUAUAAACAGUAAACUUGUACGUGACCAAACUCCUUUAAUCCUGGCUGUGAAACCUUCCUUCCUUGUGCCAGAGUCCAGGUUCCAAGUUCACACGGUUCUUCAGUUCGUGCCUCAGAGUGUGGAUACCAGCUUCUGCAACUUCACCCAGCGCAUCGAGAAAGGCCUGAUGAUAGCUCUUUCUGAAGUGAGAAAACACCACCAGGGGACGCAUAACUUCACCGUGCAGAUCUUGAAUAUCACCAUGGGUGCUUCAAGGCCAGCUCCUCGGCGGGGCCCGGUGAAUAUUGUCUUUGCCGUCAGGGGCACGCAGGGGUUUUUGAAUGGGACAGAAGUGAGCCAGCUGCUCAGAAACUUGAGCGUGGUGGAGUUCAGUUUCUACCUGGGGUACCCAGUGCUCCAGAUCGCCGAACCCUUCCAGUACCCGCAGCUGAACUUAUCUCAGUUGUUGAAGUCCUCCUGGGUGCGAACAGUUCUCCUGGGCGUUGUCGAGAAGCAGCUCCAGAAUGAAGUGUUUCAGGCUGAGAUGGAGCGCAAGCUGGCCCAGCUGUUCAGUGAGGUGUCCACCCGGAGGCGGAUGUGGAGAAGGGCCACCAUCGCUGCCGGGAACAGCGUGGUGCAGAUGGUAAACGUGUCAAGGCUAGAGGGAGAUGACAAUCCUGUGCAGCUCAUCUACUUUGUGGAGGAUCAAGAUGGAGAAAGACUCAGUGCAGUCAAGUCUUCAGAUCUGAUUAACAAGAUAGAUAUCCAGAGAGCAGCCAUUAUCUUGGGUUACCGAAUUCAAGGCGCUGUUGCCCAACACUGCUAUUUUAAUGUGGAUGCUUUUGCUUAUGAGCCAGAGAGCAAUCCUUGUAGGAGCUUGUUGCAGAUCCCUAGUGUGAAGGGCUUUGAUUUUGCUAAGCAGCAUCUGGGUCAGCACAAUAAAGACGACAUCUUGAUUAUUCAUGAGCCAGCACCACUGCCAGGACCGGGACCGGUGAAGGACCACACCACGCCCUCUGAAAACGGAGAUGUGCCGAGCCCCAAGGCAAAGAUCCCUUCCAAGAACCUCCGUCACAGAGGAAGAGUUUCUCCCUCGGAUGCUGACUCUACCGUAAGUGAGGAGUCCAGUGAGAGGGACGUGGGAGACAAGACGCCGGGACCAGUGAACGAUGGCCAGUCCCACAGAGGCCCACAGAGCGGGCCACCGCCGCCCAGUUCGGGGAACGAGCAGCACUCGUCGGCCUCCAUCUUUGAGCAUGUGGACAGGCUGUCCCGGUCCUCGGAGGCCAGCAGGCGGGUUCCCAGUAAGAUACAGCUGAUCGCCAUGCAGCCCAUCCCGGCCCCUCCGGUUCAGCACCCCGUACUGGCCGACCGGGUGGCAGAAACCAACAAAAUUAACAAGGAGAUCCAGACGGCGCUGCGGCACAAGUCCGAGAUCGAGCACCAUCGGAACAAGAUCCGGCUCCGCGCCAAGCGCCGCGGGCACUACGAGUUUCCGGUGGUGGACGACCUGUCCUCGGGCGACACGCGCGAGCGGCACCGUGUGUACCGCAGGGCGCAGAUGCAGAUCGACAAGAUCCUGGACCCCACGGCCAGCGUGCCCUCGGUGUUCAUAGAGCCCAGGAAGAGCUCCAGGAUAAAGCGAUCUCCCAAACCACGUCGGAAACACCAGGUCAAUGGCUGCCCCGGAGAUGCCGAGAAGGACAGACUCAUCACCACAGACAGCGACGGCACUUACAAAAGGCCCCCCGGUGUCCACAACUCCGCCUACAUCGGUUGCCCAUCCGAUCCCGAUCUCCCGGCCGAUGUGCAGACCCCAUCCUCUGCUGAGCUGGGGAGGUAUCCAGGCCUGCCCUUCCCAGCCUCCCAGUACAUCCCGCCCCAACCGUCAAUCGAGGAGGCGCGCCAGACCAUGCACUCCCUCCUGGAUGAUGCUUUUGCUCUCGUGGCCCCCAGCAGCCAGCCUGCCAGUUCUGCGGUCGCAGGCCCUGGAGUCCCAGCCAUCCUGCCUGUGAACAGCACCCCUUCCCGGGAUGAGAGGCGAGCCACCCAAUGGGGGUCCUUCUACAGCUCUGCUCAGACGGCCAACAACCCAUGUAGCAGAUAUGAAGACUAUGGAAUGACUCCCCCAUCAGGCCCAUUGCCAAGACCAGGUUUUGGCCCCGGUUUGCUGCAGGCUUCGGAGCUGGUGGCCCCAGAGCUCCAGCAGCCACAGGCAUCGGCUGAAGCCCCGGUCGCCGCCCGAGGGAUCUACUCGGAGGACAUGCCAUCGGUGGCCCGGCCACGGCCUGUCGGGGGCACCACAGGCUCCCAGAUUCAGCACCUGACGCAGGUGGGAAUUGCAAGCAGAAUUGGAGCCCAGCCAGUGGAAAUCCCACCAAGUAGAGGCGGCCAGUAUGGGGGACCAGGUUGGCCUUCAUAUGGGGAGGAUGAAGGUGGCCGAAGAGAGGCUACACACAUGCUUGGACAUCAAGAAUAUUCUUCUUCACCGCUGUUCCAGGUGCCAAGGACUUCAGGUAGGGAGCCCUCCGCUCCUCCCGGGAACCUCCCGCACAGGGGGCUGCAGGGUGCGGGGCUGACUUACACCACCAGCUCCACAGAAGACCUCCAGCCCGGCCACUCUUCAGCUUCACUCAUCAAAGCGAUCCGCGAGGAGCUGCUCCGGCUCUCCCAGAAACAGACCGCCGUGCAGAACUUCCACAGCUGAUCGGCCUCGCCUUGCAGAUUUGCCAAGUAUCUGCUUCCCGUGGAAGCAAGACUAAAUGGAAAUCAACUAAAUGGGUGUUUGUGAGAGAACGCACAUCUCCUGGGCUAGGUGCCCGUGUAAAGGAGCAAGUUGCAAUUUUAGAGGACGCCGUAAGUCACAUGACAGCUUAUGAUGCUUUUAAUAAGUUGGCAAUUUUUUGAUCACUUGGGUUUCAGUCAAAAUUUAUGUACUUUUGGCCAAAAGCCAGCAGCACUUCAUGAAAGCAAACCACAAACCUAAGCUAACAACAACAACAACAAAUCACUAAAUUAGUCUCCUUUUUAAAGGUAAAAGAUGGAAAUGUGUAGAUGGUAUAGGGAUUAAUGGAAUCCAGCAUUUCCGUGGGAAGAUGUGAUUCAGACUGGUUUGUAUGGUGAACUUGCUGCUUUGUUUUCUGAGAAAAGAGAUUUGAAGACAUUUUAUUAACAGCUUGAUUUCCCUCUUUUUCUCCAUAGGAACUUAUUUUAAUAGUCAUAUUAACAACAAAAAUACUAAGACUGUUUGGGAAUAAAAAAAGCUACUAGUGAGAAACCAAAUGAUAGAUUGUAGAGCCUGAUGAUUCCAAAAGAAGCCAUCAUCUGCAUUUUUCCUUCUACUUCUGGUGCUACAGCUCCGAGGGCCCCUUCACCUUUAUGUCUGUGAAAUGCAACUUUGGCUUUUUCAAUGGGAGGAUAUGUUGAAGAUUUCAUUUUGUUCUAUGAAGAAAAAAAAAACACCUCCCAAACGGGGGGGCGGAGUUUAAUAUUUAUUUGGUUAUUCAAAAUACAUAUCGAAGUUUAGAUUUA